AGCCGUUCACAGGGCCAUGGGGCCACGCAGUGGCGCGACCUGUCACUGGCUGUGUCCACGGGACACGGCCGAUGACUAAUCACUACACCGGCCUUUUGCCAGUGUCAUGUGACAGCUGAAACCAAUCACAGCAGAUCACAUGUCGAUUGUAAAUAAUGGAUGGCUUCCUGUCAUGCCAUUCAUUGUAUACAAUUGUGCUGUUAGCUGUGAUUGAUCAAAGCAGUCACAUGGUACAAGGCUGUUGUGAAUAGCCUUGUACCAUGUGAACUCUGUGAUCAUUCAAAGAUUUCACAUGUAGUAAGCAAUGAUGUCAGAAGUGACAUCCUGCUUACUACUUUGCAUGUGAUGACUGAUUGGCCAAUCAGUGAUCACAUGAUCGGGACCUCGUGCAGACGUCCGACGAUCGGUGUUUCACUGUGUCCGGAGGACACAGCGGGCACUGGAUCGCGGUGCUGCGCGCUCCCUGGGAGCGUGCACAAACAGGGUGCAGGGAGGCCGUUUAUAAACGGCCACCUGACCCUGCAGUGCCACCAUCCGGCCGUUUAUAUACAACGGCUGGUCGGGAAGUGGUUAAAU
Messenger RNA from Staurois parvus, 576 nucleotides. Lineage: Eukaryota; Metazoa; Chordata; Amphibia; Anura; Ranidae. The record is from the annotation of a GenBank genome assembly.